Molecule: messenger RNA, 1749 nt
Organism: Arachis duranensis
Lineage: Eukaryota; Viridiplantae; Streptophyta; Magnoliopsida; Fabales; Fabaceae
Product: glucan endo-1,3-beta-glucosidase 14
Exons: 4
Coding region: 131-1306 (391 amino acids)
Biological process (GO): carbohydrate metabolic process
Cellular component (GO): plasma membrane
Molecular function (GO): hydrolase activity, hydrolyzing O-glycosyl compounds
Source: RefSeq, a predicted model, not a curated record
UACAUACCAUACAUAUGUAUCAUAUUUGUUUCUAUAUAUAUAUAUGAUAAGCUUUGGUAUGUGACCGACCUUUCGUGCUCUUUGAUUUGGUUUCUCAUCCUGAAAAGCUUGGUGGUCUUGGUUGGCUUCAAUGGCCAAUAUGAGAUCACUCAUGUCAAGCUUUUCCUCCUACUUCAAAAUGCUUUUGCUGCUUCUCACUAUUUCUGAGACAUUUAUACAGACAAGUGGUUAUGAUUUUGGAAUCAACUAUGGACAAAUAGCCAACAAUCUUCCCUCUCCAUCACGCGUUGCUGUUCUUAUAAAAUCACUGAAUGUAAGCAGAUUGAAGCUCUAUGAUGCUGAUCCAAAUGUUCUAUCAGCUUUCUCCAAUUCCAAUGUGGAAUUCAUUAUAGGACUUGCAAAUGAGAAUCUUCAAAGCAUGAGAGACCCUUCAAAAGCUCAGAGUUGGGUUCAGCAAAAUGUUCAACCUUACCUAUCACAGACCAAGAUCACAUGCAUCACUGUAGGAAAUGAAGUCUUCAAUCUAAAUGAUACUCAGCUCAUGAUGAAUCUCCUUCCAGCAAUGCAAUCUGUUUAUAAUGCCCUUGUUAACCUUGGAUUAUCACAACAAGUUACUGUAACAACAGCACAUUCAUUCAACAUUUUAUCUAGUUCAUUCCCUCCUUCAUCUGGUGCUUUUAGGCAAGAUUUGAUUCCAUAUAUACAACCACUCCUUAACUUCCAUGCUCAAACCAAAUCACCUUUUCUUAUUAAUGCAUACCCUUUCUUUGCAUACAAGGACAGCCCUGAUAAGAUUUCAUUGAGUUAUGUACUAUUUCAACCAAAUUCUGGCUCAAUUGAUCCUGUAACCAAUCUGCAUUAUGAUAACAUGUUGUAUGCUCAGAUUGAUGCUGUCUAUGCUGCCAUCAAGGCCCUAGGCCAUACCGAUAUCGUGGUUAGGAUUUCGGAGACAGGUUGGCCUUCUAAGGGUGACCCAGAUGAGGUUGGAGCUACACCAGAGAAUGCAGAGAUAUAUAACAGCAAUUUGUUGAAGAGAAUACAGCAGAAACAAGCAACUCCUGCAAAUCCAUCAGUUCCAAUUGAUAUCUUUGUAUUUGCACUUUUCAAUGAGGAUUUGAAGCCUGGUCCUGCAUCAGAGAGGAACUAUGGCCUUUAUUAUCCUGAUGGUUCACCAGUUUAUAACAUUGGAUUACAAGGUUAUCUCCCAGAAAUGGUUAUAGAAUCCAAAUCCAAUGUUUUGUCCAUCAAUUUUCUUAUUUAUACUAUUACAUGCUUGGUGUUGUGUUGGGAGCUUUCAAGAUUGUGAUCAGAAUAAGUUAGUGAUAGAAGUAAAGAUAUUCAUAUAGAUCAUUCUUUUGCAGCUGAAGUUGUUGAAGGAAGGUUUUUUUGGCGACUUCUUUGCAGGAAGUUUGACAAAUGUAAAAGCAGUACACUUUCUUUUCGCAACAAAUUCUACGCUUUUGGUAGAUAGCUAUGGUUGCAAGUUGGAGGCUUAGUUCGUACAUAUAGCUUUGCUCAAACCAUUCAUAUAGUUAUUGAUUUGUCAAUUCUACAAUAACUAAAGGUAGAAGGCUGAUGUUGGAUUUUGUAAUACGGAUUAGAGUUUUCUGUUCUUUCUUUUUCUUUUUUUCUUUGUUGGAAAAAGUGGAGUUUUCUUUGGAUAUAAAGGGAAAAAGAAAAUAGAUUUAGUUGUAUAUGUAAAGAAAAUGUUGGAUAAUGAGGAAGCUGUUUCGUUCCACUUUGUGUACA